AUGAGGAUGGCUCCGUCUCCCGGCUUAAAACGGAUCCAAGACAAGAGCUGGGCGAGCGUGCCAAGUCCCUCAGGUCAAGUGGACUUCCUUAUCAAGCUGAGAUGGUCUGGGCCCUCCCCGAACUUCAGAGCAACCACUCAGAGACUGGGCUGGACGCUGAGCAGUGUACACAACAGAAGGAGCAGUGAAGUCAAUGGACAGACAAAUGGCGGCGGUUCCAGGGGUGGAGAGGUGGACCAGACCGGAGCAGACUGCCCCUCCCCAAGCAUUGGGUCCCUCCUCGCGGCCGCGGGCAUCCCCAGGCCACCAUGA
Knipowitschia caucasica is the source of this 312-nucleotide messenger RNA. The record is from the annotation of a GenBank genome assembly. NCBI's taxonomy places the organism in Eukaryota, Metazoa, Chordata, Actinopteri, Gobiiformes, Gobiidae.